This is a messenger RNA of Dendrobium catenatum, 813 nucleotides long. RefSeq names its product ubiquitin-conjugating enzyme E2 2-like. Gene Ontology annotation, molecular function: ubiquitin conjugating enzyme activity. Lineage: Eukaryota; Viridiplantae; Streptophyta; Magnoliopsida; Asparagales; Orchidaceae. Gene Ontology annotation, biological process: proteasome-mediated ubiquitin-dependent protein catabolic process; protein polyubiquitination; DNA repair. The transcript has 4 exons. The record is from RefSeq and is a predicted model, not a curated record. The coding region runs from base 178 to 546 and encodes 122 amino acids.
CUGUCGACAUCUCUACUCUCCAGCAAGUUGAGACUUUGAGACCCUCUCUCACUCUCUAUUCUCCUUCUCCACCUCUUAGAGUACUCCGCUUUCCUUUUCCUUUCCCGGGGAAAGGGGAGGCGAGGGUUCUACAAGCUCCAAAUAUCCCGAUCGAGCGAGGAAGGAAGGGCUUAGAGGAUGUCGACGCCGGCGAGGAAGCGCCUGAUGAGGGACUUCAGGAGACUGCAGCAAGAUCCGCCCGCUGGGAUCAGCGGCGCCCCGCAUGACAGCAACAUCAUGCUUUGGAACGCAGUAAUCUUUGGACCUGAUGACACCCCAUGGGAUGGAGUUUAUGCAGAUGGAAGCAUAUGCUUGGAUAUUUUACAGAAUCAAUGGAGUCCAAUUUAUGAUGUUGCUGCUAUACUGACUUCCAUUCAGUCUCUUCUCUGUGACCCAAAUCCAAACUCUCCUGCAAACUCCGAGGCCGCUCGCUUGUUCAGCGAGAGCAAGCGCGAAUACAACCGGCGAGUGCGAGACAUUGUAGAGCAGAGCUGGACGGCUGACUGAAAGGAAGGAAAGCCAGAUAUCACCUUUCCUGGGUAGUGUUCUGCUUCUUAACAUAAUUAUGCCAUACUUGCAGAUCUGUUUUGGCAUUUACCUUCUCAAUUGUUUAAUCUUGAUUGCUCUUUGACUGCUUAUAUGUGUUGUGCGUGGAAGCCCUGUUAUAUUAAGCAAUACUUGUUGGUUUAUUGUUGAAUAAGCUACUGCUGUAAGACCAUUAUGUGCAGAUGGUGAUUAUGUACAGAUGUGCAGCAAUGUAAUAGUUGUCUGCUA